AUGGCCUCGAGCAAGUUCUGGACAUGGACGAAAGGCUCCAACAUGUCUCGGCCCUCGGGCGAGUUCGCUCGUGUACGUGCCACCUGCCACCUGUCCAAAGAGUUCUCCGUCUACUUACAACACUGACAGGACUCGCCUAAUCUGAAGCGAAAGCCUUUGCCUCUGGACUUCGAUGCCGGACCUGACGAGAAGCCGAAUCGCAAAACGAGCAGUCGUACAAAUGACUCCAUCGCCCUGCAAGAAGCAGCUGUUCAAUCGGCAACAAGUCUCCUUGCAGUCAUGAAUGAUUGCCUCAACACGCACCUCUUAUCAACUUCCCAGCAGCAGCCAAACGGGUUGCAGCCAACGCAAGGCAGGCCGCGGUCACGAACUGCUCCCUCAACUCCGAUGGCCGAAGCACCCGCCAUGGAGCCUGUCGAGUUGCCGGCUUCACCUUCGCCCACCAGGUACGAUUGAACAAUGCGCAAGCCUUGCAGUGCCAUUCGAUGCUCGGCCUACUGACAGGCAUCAUGCCCUUUUUCUAUCACUGUGUAUCCGAGGAAAAGCUAACCUUUGAAUUGUAGGAAAUACCAGAAACACAGGUUCAAGCAUUCCGUAGACAGCAAGCUUGCCCGUAAUGUGUCCUCUUCCAACACUGAGUAUCUUGACCGCGACAUCGACAGACCACAUAGCAGCCCACAGGAGACUCACCACAAGCUCCCAGUACCUCCAAAGACACCACAUGAGAGCUUCUACCGAUGCGGUACAAGUUAUCCACCCGCAUAUCUUGCACCUCCGCCACAUUUUGGAAGCCCUAGAAACAGAGCUUUCUUACCGAGCAACUCCGCAUUCCACCUUAGUGACGAGACAUUGGUGAAUCCCGAAGCCGAAAGUGCUACAAAGUGUGGCAAGCGCCCUUCUUUAGGUACUUCUCCAAACUGGCAACGCAACACAUCAUCCGCUCGAGGCACCUCACAAGACCAUGGCGCACUAGCAGUUCCGAAGAUUUCUACACCCGUGGAUUCAGCACGAAACAUCUCUAUCCCGCGAGAAGUUCCAAGUCCAGCGGACCUGGAGGACGUUCUCAUCGCCCAAACAGCCGCCAUGAGAGCUUCUCAUGAGGCGCAUGUUGCCUCUCUGAAAGAAACACACGAGCGUGAAGUAGCCUCGUAUCGAGCUUAUAUCUCACUGCUGGAGAACCAAAGAAUGGCAAAUACAGCGAGGCCAGAUCCUCAGAAUGCCACGGCGAGAGAGAGACAGCACCUGACUAUAGACACAUGUCAGCCCAGGCAUAACGGCCUCCUUAGCUCUUGUGUUAGUGCCAGUACAUCGCUCCAGUCGUUCGAGCUAUCACUCGAGAAUCAAAAGCGAAAAUCUCUGGAGGCCGCGGCGGAAGUGGAGUCUUUGAAGCGAAAGCUUGAACUAUCUCGCAAAGCCCAAGCUGAUCUCGGCGACGUCAGACGUGAGCGUGACCAGCUUCGGGAAGCGACAGACAAGAGCGAUCGCAGAAUUGCGCAGCUCAAAGAUCUCGUGCGAAAAGCUAAAGAGAAAGAGAGAGCUGCGAAGAAUGCUGCGGCUGCACUAGAGGUACGUCAUCCAAGAGCAAAAGCUGUCUCUAUUAAUCCUCUCACCCCCGAGAGCUCUGCAGAUUCCUUUGACGAUACCAUAUCUUAGCACCGGCUGACUUUCAUCAUCUUUUAAACAGGCUGCUCUUGAGUCCGCGAACAAUGAAAGACUGGAUGUGCUUGAAGGCUUCCAUGAAGCUUGCACUCAGAUUCGAAAACUGCGACAGCGUGAGCGAGAGUUGAUCAAGGAGCAGAACGAGAUCAACAAUAGGUAUGGCAUGACCGAGGCCAACAUCAAGCGCGUGAGACCUCUGGGGCGCGAAAGUACGAAGAUUGACUACCAAGAGCUCGAACGACGCCGUAACACGCUACGACAUGAUCCGCUCCUGCAGCAGUUAGACGAGCUCCGACAGAUGGUGGCGGAAAAGGCCGCGAAGAUUCUGGAGCUGGAAAACGCCAACGAGCUAUCCACAGGAUCGCAACAAGAUCCAAAAGUUCAGCUCGAAAGGACAAGACAGGAGCUCAUAGCGACCCAACAAGACCGUGAUCGUUAUAACUCCUUGCUUCAUUCUGAGCUGCGACGGCAGAGCCGGAUAGCAGGCCAGAAGCUCAAUCUCACGACUCCACAGAUCGAAGCCGAGGCAUCAAAGGCCCUCUCGCAGCGUCUCAGAGCGGACUCCGCCCACGCUACCGCAAAAGAAGCGACAGACAGAGAAGCCCAGUCGGAGAUGACCAAGAUCGAAAUCCUCGAACAGGAACUCCAGCAUUGCAUGCAGGAAAUCAUCCUGUACAAGCUCGACAUCAAGGGCUACAAGAAGGACGUCAAGAAAGCCACGGCGGAAGUCGAAGCGUUACGAACGCAGACCCAGAGAAAUGCUCCAAUUGUUCCUGACAAGGAUGCAUAUGAGGUCUCGAUCCCUCCUGGUCUAGGAAUCCACUGGCCACCACCGCGGACCCCAUGCACGCCGAACCGGCCAUUCGCCUCGUCGGCGGCGACUUUGACACCACAGCCUCCACCCACUUCGACGGUCAGCAGCCCACCGCAGCGCAAGACGCCCCUCUCUACGCAUAAAAAAUUGCCGAAACCGCCGGUGUCUGCCAGUCCUCCGCAUCCCUCGGCCACCCAAGCAUCGCCUCCUCUUCCGGGUAUUCAGCGCCAGGAAACCCUGCGCUCUCUUUCGGAGUCUAUUAUUUCCUCCUAUGCGAAGAGGUCUACACCCGAACAGACGAAUGUCUUUCAGACGUCGUCAUGGCGAGGUCGCAGUUCGGACCCUCCAAAGCAUAUUUCUGCUUUUGUGAUGGGAGCCCCGGUGCCCAUCAGUGUACCGAAGCAUGAGGCGGAGAUGUUGAGGACGCCUGUGAGAAGUGCUGCUGCUGCUGCUUGUUUUACGUGA
This is a messenger RNA of Lecanosticta acicola, 2938 nucleotides long. Lineage: Eukaryota; Fungi; Ascomycota; Dothideomycetes; Mycosphaerellales; Mycosphaerellaceae. The record is from the annotation of a GenBank genome assembly.